Molecule: messenger RNA, 2363 nt
Organism: Bombus huntii
Lineage: Eukaryota; Metazoa; Arthropoda; Insecta; Hymenoptera; Apidae
Product: coiled-coil domain-containing protein 50
Exons: 5
Coding region: 248-1294 (348 amino acids)
Source: RefSeq, a predicted model, not a curated record
GUCGGUAUAUAUGUGUACUCACAGCUCGUACUACGUCUUCAAUGUGCUUUACGGAUAUUCUUACCUACACCGUGAAUGGAGAAAUGCACAUGUACGGUGGGAAUAGCACAAAUACAGACCUCUAUUCUAUUCAUUCCUAUUCAAGAUGGAGAAAAAACAACGUAUGUUUUCCGUAAGGUGGUUGUAAACAAGAAAGUUGGCUGAAAAGUAGUAUCUUACCCGUAAAGCAACGAUUAAUCGAUAAGAAAUGGCGAAAUCCGUCUUGAGCUCGGACACAUUACCGAAGGCAGGCCGAGUAAACGAAGUGUGUCGUGAGUGGCUGGUGCACGAAGAUGGAGCACUCGCUUAUCGUCUACAAGACGAAGAAAUUAGGGAACACUACACAAGCAACAAAGUUCGCAAUGCACAAGUUAGAGAGGAUUUACCAAGGGCUAAGGUUGAACAGGAGCUGGAAGAGCUUAGAUAUCAAUCCUAUAUUCAACAGCAUGUUUCUGAUUUUAGAGAGGAAAGAGAUGCUCUUGUUGCAAAACAGAUUGCAUUGUCCUUAGAACGAGAGGAGAGACAGAGAGAAAGAGAAUUGCAAGAGCAAAUGAGGCUGCAAUUGAGAUUGGACGACGAAGCUGCACAGCUUGAGCUCGAACGACACAUUCAAGAAGAGAAAGAUGAGGAAUUAGCAAGAAAGCUGCAGCAGGAAGAAGAAGAAAAUGCUAUAGAUAAUCAUGAUGGUCCUGUUAAUGAACAACUACUGCUAGAUCAAAAGAUUGCGAUGGAAGCACAGGAUGCAGAACUUGCACGAAUGCUUCAGGAAAAGGAGCGAGCAAAAAUAAGGAAAGCGAGACAAAGAGCAAAGCAGAGAAAACUAGAACGGCAGCAACUUCAAGAAUUAGAGGAGCAGAAUCUUACAGAAAAGCCUCAACGACCUGAUAGAUUAGAAUUGAAAGGCACUCAAGGCAAGACUAGAGUACAACCAACUUUAAAUUAUCCACAAUAUCCUGAUCCUGAAGAAAUACAAACGUUAGAUGAGUCUGUUGAAAAUAUAAGAGAAGUGCAAAACGUAGCUGCAAUUAUUGAUCCUACAUACAAUGGAAGUAUGCACAGAAACACUUCAAGUAGCUCAAGUAGCACAGUAAGUCCUACAUAUGCAUUGCCUACACCUCCACAGGAGCUUAUGAACGAUGAUGUUCCAUGUUACAUGCCUAUACAAGGACAACGAAGAAAUCAAAUGCAAUCCCCGUCCCAAGCUCAUGAAGAAAAGCAUAAACGUCGUGUAAAAGAUGGUUGUAAACAGCAGUAAAAAUAGUUUAUUAAGUUUCUCUUUAUUUUCCGAUAGAACAUUUUCGAUGCCAUGAAGAAACGAUAUAAGUUACUUAUCGUAAGUUACGUGUAGAAGCUCAUAUCAUAUACAUAACUAACUUAAAAAUCAAUAUAGAAAUAGAAUUAAAUUUCUAUCUUCCAUUUACGAAAAGAUAUAUUUAACGAAAGCAAUGUAGAGAUAAAUGUGCCUUUUGAAAGAGUACGGUGUAAGGGAGUCAACGAAUAUCGAAAACUGAUUAGCAUUUAAUAACCAGUUACACCGUCCUGAAUCUUACAUCUGCCUUUAUCCAUGUACAUUUAUAUCGAACUUGAGAAUAAUAUAUUAUAUAAUAAUAUCAAAGAGAUUUUUAUGCAAAAAAAAAAAAAAUGAAUGAAUAAAAGCAGUGAAGUAGACAAUCACACUAAGAUUAAAAAGAAAAGAUUCAGCUAUUAUAUUUAAUUGUAUCAAAUAAGAAAAUAAUGAUGUACAAAUAUUGACCAUUUAGACUGAAUAUCAAAUGAUCUACUUGAAACAGAUUUUAAUCGAAUUACAUAAAUACUGCUCUCUAAAUUUAAUGUAGAUUUAACAUAUGCAUAAAUUUUCCUUGCUUCCUUCUUAAAGCAAUGUGUCUUUUUUUUUUAAUUAUUUAAGAUGCAGAACCAAUAAUAUAUAUGUAUUUACUGCCAAAGAGGACAUUUAUAACGUUCAUUUUGUACCAGACAAAGUUUAGUAUUAGCAACACGAGAAUUUCGUUUUUUCUGGAAAAAUAUUCGAAGCUACGAAUGCGUAGUAUAAAACAAAUGUUUGAUAAAUUAAAUAAUUUUGUAAGCUUUACUUUAGGAAAUAUAAGUUGAAUGAUCGUGUUACAAUUUUUAUUAAUCUAUUAUAAUGUAGAUGCGGCACAAUUGUAGUAUUAUUAUUUAAUGUCGCUUCAGUAUUUAAGUUAUAGGUACUUAUUUAUGGUGAUUGGAAAUUUAUUUGAUAGCAAUAAUAUGUAUUAAUUCUUUUUUACAUUUAUUGUAUGAAUACAGCUAUACAUGGGUAUAUUAAUAAAUUAUUUACAAAGUUA